AACGGUCUCCUGCGUACAAACAGGUCACUACGUACUCGGCAGCCAAUCAGUAUUCGAUGUUACAGUGAGGCUUGGAACGCGCACGUUGGUGUUGCGGGCUGUGCGCCGUUGUAGACAGUGAAGGAAGAUGGCGAAACAUCAUCCAGAUUUGAUUUUUUGCAGGAAACAGGCCGGAGUGGCUAUCGGAAGAUUGUGCGAGAAAUGUGAUGGUAAAUGCGUAAUAUGUGACUCCUAUGUACGUCCCUGUACGCUAGUACGCAUAUGUGAUGAGUGCAAUUAUGGAUCGUACCAAGGCCGUUGUGUGAUUUGUGGUGGCCCCGGCGUGUCAGAUGCUUACUACUGCAAGGAGUGCACUAUUCAAGAAAAAGAUAGGGAUGGUUGUCCUAAAAUUGUGAAUUUGGGCAGUUCCAAAACAGAUCUUUUUUAUGAAAGAAAGAAGUAUGGAUUUAAGAAGAGGUAGUCCAAAAGCUGAAUCACUAUCACCGUAGAGUUUUUAAUUUUUUUGGGGAACUGGGCCUAUAUUGUGUUAUGAAUGGGAUCAAUAAAAUUGUUUUUACAACAAA
This is a messenger RNA of Rana temporaria (common frog), 563 nucleotides long. It is a transcript of the gene PHF5A, whose product is annotated as PHD finger protein 5A. Gene Ontology annotation, cellular component: catalytic step 2 spliceosome; U12-type spliceosomal complex; U2 snRNP. Gene Ontology annotation, biological process: mRNA splicing, via spliceosome. NCBI's taxonomy places the organism in Eukaryota, Metazoa, Chordata, Amphibia, Anura, Ranidae. Bases 128 to 460 code for a protein of 110 amino acids. The record is from RefSeq and is a predicted model, not a curated record. The transcript has 4 exons.